Diprion similis is the source of this 2739-nucleotide messenger RNA. RefSeq names its product facilitated trehalose transporter Tret1-like. Gene Ontology annotation, cellular component: membrane. The record is from RefSeq and is a predicted model, not a curated record. The transcript has 9 exons. NCBI's taxonomy places the organism in Eukaryota, Metazoa, Arthropoda, Insecta, Hymenoptera, Diprionidae. Gene Ontology annotation, biological process: transmembrane transport. Gene Ontology annotation, molecular function: transmembrane transporter activity.
AUGAAGAAGACGAAGCCCUCUCCCCAAAUAUUCGCAGCUUUGGCAGGCACAAUGCUAGUGAUCGUAAUUGGAUUCCACGUUGGAUGGGCAUCACCGGCAUUACCCAAAUUGCUGGAAGAUACUUCGGUCCCGGUAACACGUGAGCAAGCCUCCUUGACCGUUAGCCUUCUAUCAAUUGGAAGUGCCCUUGGUCCUCUCUUGAGUAUCGCUACGGUGGAUAGAUGGGGAAGAAAGGCAACGAUGUUACUACUAUCGAUUCCAUUUUUCAUUUCAAGUAUCCUCAUCGCCUUCGCUCAAAACUACUGGUGGUACUACGUGGGAAGGACCAUGUGCGGACUGACAUGUGGAGUCACCUGGGUAGUCGUACCCAUAUACAUCGGAGAGAUCGCAGAGGAUAAAUUCCGCGGAGGUUGCGGUAUCCUGAUAGGGGUUAUGAGGAACUUGGGAUACGUGUUGGCCUACAGCAUCGGACCGUGGGCUAGCAAGUUUGUUCUCGCAGCGUUCGGUGCGGCGAUACCAGUCGUGUUCCUUUCAAUUUUUAUAUGGAUGCCGGAAACGCCUUACUUCUACGUGAUUAAGGGUAAACCCGAGUUGGCUAGGGAGAGUCUCCAAUGGUUGAGGGGUACAAUGAACGUCAGCGAGGAGAUGGAAGUCGUGAAGAAGAACGUGGAGUUUGAUUUACAGAACGCAGGGACAUUGAAUGAGCUGUUUACGGACAAGGGGAAUCGGAAGGCACUAAUCAUCGUUCUUGGUGUGAUCUCGGCCUCGGAACUGGCUGGCAUGGCGGCAGUUAGCGCUUACAGUACCUUGAUCCUCAACGAAGUUGGAUCCGACAUAACCCCAAGCACUUCCGUCAUUUUAACUGGAGUCGUUCAACUCGUCAUCUCGAUUAUAUCUGUCUUUCUCGUUGACAGGAUUGGUAAAAAACCGACGCUACUUGGCAGCAUGUUACUUACCACGCUAUUCUCAACAGGUCUAGCGGUCUACUUCCAUUUGCGAGCUGACGGAUUUGACGUCUCUGGAAUUUCGUGGCUACCAGCGACGGCAAUAAUCAGCUUCACAGGCUCUUACUCAAUGGGCUUGGGUGUGAUGCCUAUGUGCAUUAAUUCCGAAAUAUUUCCAUGCAACUUCAAGGCUUAUGGUAUAAUAUUGGUCUGCAUGUAUUGUAGCGGUGCUUCAGCUGGAGUCUUGGAAUUAUAUUCAGCUUUUGCGUACACAUACGGUAUACACUUUGCAUUUUACAUUUUCGUGGCAUGCACUGUAUUUUUCAUGUUUUUCGUAUUCUUCUACAUGUUCGAAACCAAGGGAAAAUCUUUGGGUGAAAUUCAGCAAAUUCUGAAAAAGUGAUUCGAACAAAAUCAAACAUUGCAAUCAAGUUGCACAAUUCCGAUCCUUGCUGUUGGAUUCCACGUUGGAUGGGCAUCGUCAUCCUUGCCUAAACUACUGGAAGACACGUCUGUCCCGGUAGAUUCUACACAAGCCUCUUUGAUCGUUAGCCUUCUGUCAUUAGGUGGUGCCAUCGGCUCGCCGUGCAGUUUCCUGGUGGUCGACAGGUGGGGAAGAAAGACGAUAAUGUUACUUCUAUCGAUUCCGUACGUAGCCUCAGGCGUCCUUCUAGCUUUUGCUCAAAGCUACUGGUGGUACUACGUGGCAAGGUUUGCUAUCGGGUUUGCGGGCGCAGUCACGUUCGUCGUCACUCCCAUGUACGUCGGAGAGAUUGCAGAGGACAAAAUUCGCGGAGGCCUUGGUGUGUUGGUCAUGGUUAUGCAAAACUUGGGAAUGGUGUUAGCCUACAGCAUUGGGCCAUGGGUCAGCCUACUUUCACUUGCAACGAUAGGCAUUGCAAUGCCAGUCGUCUUCUUUGCUACGUUCGUCUGGAUGCCGGAAACACCCUAUUUUUACAUUAUAAAAAAUAAGCCAGAACUGGCUAGGGAGAGUCUUCAAUGGUUAAGGGGAACGACGCACGUCGAUGAAGAGAUCGAGAUUGUGAAGAAAAACGUAGAGUUUGACUUACAAAACGCGGGGACAUUCAAGGAGUUGUUAUUUAACCAAGGAAAUCGAAAGGCGCUCUUUAUUGUCCUUGGGAUCUUCUCAGGCCAACAAUUAUCCGGUAUCUACGCUAUCUUGGCGUACAGUACAACCAUUUUUAACAAUGCUGGUUCCGGUGAAAUUCUGGCCAGCAUUUCCGUCAUCAUAACUGGAGUCAUUCAACUGGUCGUCUCGCUUGCGACUUUUUUUAUUGCCGACAGAAUAGGCAGGAGAUUAUUGCUGAUUGGAUCCAUGUUUUUCACCAUCAUAUUUCUGAUAAGUAUGGCGAUUUACUUCCAAUUGAAAACCGACGGAGCAGAUGUCUCUGAAAUUGCGUGGCUGCCUGUCAUGUCAAUGUUCGGCUUCGUGUGCAGCUACUCCAUUGGCUUGGGUCCACUGCCCGUUUCUGUCGUUUCCGAAAUCUUCCCGUGCAGCGUCAAGUCUCACGGAACGACACUUACCAUGACAUAUUUUACCAUUAUUGGAGUUCUGGUUACACAAUUUUAUCCGAGUAUAUCAAGGAUAUACGGUAUUCACGUCACGUUAUACAUAUUCGCGAUCUGCGUUGCUAUUUUCAUGGCUUUCACAUUUUUCUAUGUACCUGAAACCAGAGGAAAAUCAUUGAAUGAAAUUCAACGGAUGCUGCAUACGCGAUCCGAAUCGAAGCAAACUUUGCAAGCAUUCUUUACACCCGAAGGUAUUCAUAUUUAA